GUAUGCCAUUUGAUCUAUAAAAUGCUUGUAUAAAGAUUUCAAGAUUUCUCCAAAUAGAUCGAAGAGAUCGAUCCCUUUGUAUUUCGUUUCCAGCAGACAACAAUUCGUAAUCAACAACAAAUAUUAAUUUACCUCGUGUAGAUGUAUUUGCAAUAAAACGACUACGAAUUUAUCAUAAUGUUAAGCAAUUCAUAAUUUUUGCAUGUGUGUCUUUCAUUUUUACGAUAAACGUAGAGCUAGUUUGUAAAUACUGUUGAAAUGGCUGCGUUAUAUCGUGUUUUAAAUUAUUUGGGGAAAAAUGUUAUAUCGACGGCACAGAAUAGAAAUAUAUCGUUGUCUGCAGUAACGCGUAUUAAAGAAAUUGUCCAAAAGAAAGAAGGGAACACUUUAAUUUUCGAAGCCGUAAUAAAGCCAGAUCCCUACGAAGGACGAUUCCUGAAAUCAAAAAAUGGGGCAUGUUCUAUCUGUUCUGCUGGUCUCGAUAUUAAACAUACCGAUGUUCUUAUCUUAAAUCAAUUUGUCACAUCGGAGGGAAAUAUAUUACCACGAAGGGUCACGGGACUUUGCGAAAUGCAACAGAAAAGGAUUAGCUCAUUGAUAUUAAUGGCUCAACACGCAGGGUUAAUGCUAAGAAGAUCUCCUAAAGGUGGUCUGCUUCAUCCUUUACAGAAAAGGAAAUGGAAAAAGUUCAACAGCUAUUACGAUGAAAGAACUAUUAGAGCUAGAUACAAGUAGUAAACAGUACCAUUUGUAAACAAUACAAUAAACGUUUAAUGUUACGU
Messenger RNA from Frieseomelitta varia, 782 nucleotides. RefSeq names its product 28S ribosomal protein S18a, mitochondrial (gene mRpS18A). The transcript is spliced from 4 exons. Gene Ontology annotation, molecular function: structural constituent of ribosome; small ribosomal subunit rRNA binding. Gene Ontology annotation, biological process: mitochondrial translation. Lineage: Eukaryota; Metazoa; Arthropoda; Insecta; Hymenoptera; Apidae. Gene Ontology annotation, cellular component: ribosome; mitochondrial small ribosomal subunit. The coding region runs from base 259 to 735 and encodes 158 amino acids. The record is from RefSeq and is a predicted model, not a curated record.